Messenger RNA from Micropterus dolomieu (smallmouth bass), 790 nucleotides. Its product is annotated as dual specificity protein phosphatase 26-like. Gene Ontology annotation, biological process: protein dephosphorylation; negative regulation of MAPK cascade. Gene Ontology annotation, molecular function: protein tyrosine/serine/threonine phosphatase activity; MAP kinase phosphatase activity. Gene Ontology annotation, cellular component: cytoplasm. The coding region runs from base 107 to 691 and encodes 194 amino acids. The transcript has 3 exons. NCBI's taxonomy places the organism in Eukaryota, Metazoa, Chordata, Actinopteri, Centrarchiformes, Centrarchidae. The record is from RefSeq and is a predicted model, not a curated record.
AGUAAACUAGGUGGCUACAGUCUGCAGCUACCUUUUUUUUAAUAGAUUAGACAUUGCCUCAUAUAGUUAGGAUUGGGUUUUGCUUUAAACCCAUUCCGAAAAGGCAAUGUCCUAUACAUCCAAACUCCCUGCGUCCUGGAAUGAUAAACCCCCUUCUCGGAAAGUGGAAAUUGACCUGAGCUCACCUGGUUUAGCUGUGUUUGAGUUGGAAAGACUCUUAUUUACUGGCAAAGCUAUCAUCAGCCAUGCAGAUGAAGUGUGGCCAAGGCUUUACAUUGGUGACCAACACAGUGCAGAGAACCGGGAUGAUCUAUCCAUGCACCAAAUCACUCACAUCCUAAAUGCAGCUCACAGUAAACGCAGAGGGCAGCCAGACAUCUAUAAAGGCAUGAAGAUCACCUACAUGGGCAUAGAGGCUCAUGACUCCUGUGACUUUGACCUGAGUGUCAACUUCCAGGCGGCAGCAGACUUUAUCGACAGGGCUCUCAACAGAGGAGGCAAAGUGUUGGUGCAUUGCCACGUAGGAGUGAGCCGCUCUGCCACGCUGGUCCUGGCUUACCUGAUGCUGAAGCAGAACCUGACCCUUGUGGAGGCUAUUUGUGUUGUGAAAGACAACCGGGGUGUUAUCCCUAAUCGAGGUUUCCUCAGACAGCUCAUCAAACUGGAUGGCCGGCUCUUUGGCCCUCACUGAACCCUGCCUGAUAGCAUUACUGCUUAGCUUUCAUCAGGAAAAAUCUGAUAAAGAUAGCUCCCAUCCUGGAUGAUCUUUUCAUUGCCACAAACAAGUAUG